GGCACCUUUUUGUCCUCGCAUUAGUUAUCUUAUCAGGCUCUGCCCCUCCAUACCACAUGCCAAAAUCCAGGAUCCCAGGGUCCCUCGUGGUCAGCACCCAAAUCGGUCACACGAGAUGUAACCCGGAAUGCAUUUAGCUUUUCCGGUUCCUCGGUUCUCAUCGAAAGAAACAUCUGCGAAUCAGACCAGAAACAGGCGGUAGGAAUUUCAGCCGCAAUCAUGACCGACCCUGCGUUCAAGCCCGCGCUAUUGGUCGUCGACAUGCAAGAGGACUUUUGCCCUCCGAACGGCUCCCUCGCCGUCGCCGAAGGCCGCGAUAUCACCCCCCUAAUCAACACCCUGCUCGCCCUCCCAAGCAGCACCCUGCCCCUCAAGAUCGCCACCAAAGACUGGCACCCGCCCAACCACAUCUCCUUCGCGCGCAACCACGGCCCCCAGAAACAGCCCUUCACCGACACCACCACCAUCACCAACCCGCUCAACCCCACCGAACAGUACACCACCCGCCUCUGGCCGGCGCACUGCAUCCAAGACACGGCCGGCGCGGCGCUCAUCCCGGAGCUCGACACCACCCACCUGACGCACACCAUCACCAAGGGCACGGACCCCCGCCUGGAGAUGUACAGCGCCUUCUACGCGCCCCUCGCCAACCCGCGGGUGUCCGACAGCGGGCUGGCCGCGCUCCUGCGCGGGGCCGGCACGACCCACGUGUACGUGGUGGGGCUGGCGGCGGACUACUGCGUGCGGCGCACGGCGGAGGACGCGGCGCGGGAGGGGUUCGCGGCGGUGGUGGUCGAGGAGGCGACGCGCGCGGUGGAGCCGGCCGGGUGGGCGGCGUGUAAGGCGGAGAUGGAGGCCGCCGGGGUGCGGGUGGUGGGGUGGGAGGGGGAGGAGGUGAGGCGGUUGUUUCGGUCUGGGGAGUAGUUGGGGAGUAGGGGGUUGUGGGUUGGGUGUGGGAAUACGUUUUUGGAGAAGAGAAUGUGCAUAACAGUGGUCCGUCUAUAAUCUGUAGGAAUAUGAGCGUGUGUUAGUUGCACAUCGAUGAAGCACGGCUGAAGAUGGGAAAAAUAAAAACAAUGGUUGCCC
Molecule: messenger RNA, 1086 nt
Organism: Chaetomium fimeti
Lineage: Eukaryota; Fungi; Ascomycota; Sordariomycetes; Sordariales; Chaetomiaceae
Product: Isochorismatase-like protein
Exons: 2
Coding region: 220-924 (234 amino acids)
Source: RefSeq, a predicted model, not a curated record